This is a messenger RNA of Bursaphelenchus okinawaensis, 2706 nucleotides long. NCBI's taxonomy places the organism in Eukaryota, Metazoa, Nematoda, Chromadorea, Rhabditida, Aphelenchoididae. The record is from the annotation of a GenBank genome assembly.
AUGGAUCCCUCUCCAUCGUCCGGGGUCUACAGCCCAGAAUUCAUGGAUUACGAAUCAGAUGGCCGAGCUUCUACCGUCUCUUUCUCUGCCCAAAGUCCUGCGACAUUGGCAGCUCAAAGCGAUACCACGUUCGUAAUCAAACACAACGCUACAGCAGAGUUAUACCAGCAGUUUAAAGACGAUGUUGACUACAUUUUUACUGGAAAUGCUUCUGUCAAAGACCAAAACACUUUACUCAGUGUAAGUUUGGAUUUUUGAAAGUUUUCUUUCGUAAUUUUAGGUAAUACUGGGCCUUAGUUAUUGAAAAAAUACAUAAACGCCUAAAUUUGUCAAUUACUGAAUGCAAUAUGAUUUUUUUACAAUAAAAUACAAUAAAAUAAAAAGUAAAAAGUGUAAAUAAAAAGUAAAAUAAUUGUCAUUUCAGCGCAUUCCAAUGACUCUGGAAGCUCUAAUAACAGCGUUCAACGACGAAAAACAGUACCUAAUGGGUGAAGUGCUCUGCAACUGGGCCAUAAAGCAACAAAAGUUGACGGUAGCAACUUUAUGGACCCAACAACAGAACUACAACCUCUUGUCAGCUAUUGAUACCCAAUUCGAAUACUUUGGAGAGCUUUUGGAGCAAACCUUAAGUGGACUGAAUUAUUUGGCCGAACACUUCCCCAAUCGAGGCUUUGAAGAGUUUUUGACCAGAGUAAAACAUAUUACUCAUUACUUUUUGUUCUACUCAAUAAUCGUGUCAAAGCAACCACCUUCAGUUGUGGUAAAGUGUGGAGAAGCCGAGAAUCAUCGACGUUCCAGAUUCUGGUUUAACACUGAAAUCAGGUGAGUGUGCUUGCCUAAUCUUGUCAUAUUUUCUUAAAAAAUCUGUUUUUAAAUCAUUUUUAAUCAUAUUUGCCUAAUGGAAAUUUUUUUUCUUCUGCUACCACUAAAGAUACUCUUCAUAACCUUCCAAGACUAAAAUAAUGCCUAAAAUAACCAAACUGAAGUGUUUUGUUUUUACUUUCCAAUUUGAAACACUAUGAAAACAGUUUUUCGACAAAUUUCCGUGUGAUCGCCGAACGCGGUCCGACCUUGUGAACGUAUUAUACGAACAAAAAUAAACCUUUAUAGAAUCCUGGGUGGACGAGCAUUUAAUCUGCACAAGAAUUCCGAGAAUCUACAAGUACAAUGUUUUUUGAUCACCGACGACACAGCCAAAAGACUGUUGAGCAAUGCUUAUCAUGAAGUGUAAGUUCUUUUCGAUUUACGAUAGCUCAAAUUUGUUCAAGAUACGAUAGCUCAAUAAAAAGGCCAUAUAUAUGAUAUCAGUGAAAGACCAUAGUAAAGAUAAAGACACCAGAGUUCAGCUAAAGUUACCAGAGCACAGUUAAUACCUUAGUACCUAAAACACCAUAGCCUUACAUAUAUUAUUCAAAUGACUUUCAGAUAUGAAAACGAAGAGUUUCUGAUAGAACCUCCAGCCUCGAUCCUCCAUUCAGAGAUCCACCACGGUUUAGCAGCCAAAUUCGACGAUAUGAGAGUAUCCAAGAAAGGACAGCUUCGUCGAGACUCUGUAGCCACUAAACGCUAUUGCCUCUGCUACAACAUCCGAGUGACCGCUUCACAUGGUAUCGACCUGAUUGGAAAGAAAGUUUCUUUGCCAUUUGCAAUCCUGGUCGGUCCCAAGACUGACGUUGAGGCCAAACUGUUUUUGGAGCGAAGUUUUGCGGACUUGGUACGAAAACCAUUGAGUGACACGCCUACUAUCGCAUCGUACCGUGACAUGGCAGACGCUUUAGAGAUGAAGUUUCAGUCGAUUUUGGAAACACCACAAAAGUCGACUGAUACCAUUCCAUUGAUUCAACCAAAGCCUUUUAGUAACAAUGUAAGUUACAUUAUAGUAGUGCUUUGUUAGUCAAAAGUCAAAAAAUAUAGAGAAAAAUGACAAAAUGAAUCUCUUGGAACACGUGUCUUAUACAAUUAUCAAUUCCAGAUCAAGCACCACAUAAUCCACAGACUGAAGCCAGACAACAACGCCCAGAUUGCUUUGGAGAACUUCAUGAAACUCCCCGUAGCCGAAGAAUUCUGUUUGAAGCGAGGAUCUACCACAGAAGGCGAAUGGAAGUUGGUACCAUAUUACGAAUGGUUCUUCAAAUUGGCCGAAAUGCUCAACAAAUACAUGCUACAGAUGUGGAACGACGGUCUGAUCUACGGAUUCUGUGGAAAAGAUGAAGCCGAGCACCUUCUGAACGAUUGCCCCAGAUCAACGCUUUUGGUGAGGUUCAGCGACAUUGAGUUUGGAAAGAUCAAAGUUAGUGUCAAGGAUCGAACUGGAGGUAUGUUACUAGACUUAUUUAUUAUAAACAGUAUUAUGAGGGGCAUUUCUUACUCUAAAUACUGUAAAAAGCAAGGUAAGCCAAUUAAGUAUAAGCCCUAUCAAUAGGAAGACCAUGAUGACCCCAGAAUAAAUCUUAUAUUGUCAUAGCUAAUCCUUUAGUUAUCCGCCAUCACUGGUACGACCAAACAGACCUCCAAUCCCGACCGCUAAGCCGAGAAUUGUUGUCGAACAACAAGUACAAUGGAGUCGAGUUCAUCUACCCCAACUUCCAAAUAGACAUGGCCUUAGGGGGCAGAGAAGCCGGCAACACGAACGUACGAAAGCCCCGACAUCUACAACCAACUCCUGUAUACUUCGACAAUCAAGAAGCUGCGGUAGCCAACUUCUAA